AUGGGUCGCCGUCCCGCUCGUUGCUACCGUUACUGCAAGAACAAGCCGUUCCCCAAGUCCCGCUACAACCGCGGUGUCCCCGACCCCAAGAUCCGUAUCUACGACCUUGGUCGCAAGAAGGCUUCCGUCGAUGACUUCCCCUUCUGUUGCCACCUCGUCUCUGACGAGUACGAGCAGCUCUCUUCCGAGGCUCUUGAGGCUGCCCGUAUUUGUGCCAACAAGUACAUCGUGAAGAACGCCGGAAAGGAGGCGUUCCACCUUCGUGUCCGUGUCCACCCCUUCCACAUCAUCCGUAUCAACAAGAUGCUUUCGUGCGCUGGUGCAGACCGUCUGCAGCAGGGUAUGCGUGGAGCUUGGGGUAAGCCUUACGGAUCCGUCGCCCGUGUCAACAUUGGCCAGAUCCUCAUGUCCAUCCGUUGCCGUGACCAGCACAAGGCCGUCAUCAUCGAGGCCCUCCGCCGUGCUCGUUACAAGUUCCCCGGUCGCCAGAAGAUUAUCAUCUCCAAGAAGUGGGGUUUCACCUCGCUCGACCGCGCCGACUACGAGGAGCUCAAGCGCCAGAAGCUCGUCGUCAACGACGGUGCCUACGUCCAGUUCCUCAAGCCCAAGGGCCCCAUCGAGGACUACUUCCGCAUGGCUUCGCGCGCUUAA
Molecule: messenger RNA, 651 nt
Organism: Trichosporon asahii var. asahii CBS 2479
Lineage: Eukaryota; Fungi; Basidiomycota; Tremellomycetes; Trichosporonales; Trichosporonaceae
Product: ribosomal L10 protein
Exons: 1
Coding region: 1-651 (216 amino acids)
Biological process (GO): ribosomal large subunit assembly; translation
Cellular component (GO): cytosolic large ribosomal subunit; ribosome
Molecular function (GO): structural constituent of ribosome
Source: RefSeq, a predicted model, not a curated record